Messenger RNA from Chara braunii, 1421 nucleotides. NCBI's taxonomy places the organism in Eukaryota, Viridiplantae, Streptophyta, Charophyceae, Charales, Characeae. The record is from the annotation of a GenBank genome assembly.
CGACUUUGUCCAACUCCUCUCUCUCUCUCUCGGUUCUAAGCGCUUUGGCACGACGUCCUUUUUACGAGCUAUGUGCUACCCAUUGGUGCAACUCUCUCUCCUCUCUGCUACGUGCCACGUGAACUUGGUGCUUCGUGCUUCUUGCUAGGUGAACUUGGUGCUUCGCGCUACGUGCUUUGAGUGCAACCACGAGUUGGUGCCCCUCUCCCUCUCCCUCCUUACGUGCUUCAUGAACUUGGUGCGCCGCACUUCAAGAACUCGGACGUGCAUUGGUGCUACUCAGCUUGAGGCUUUGUCAUUCUUGGUUGGAGGCUUCGUCGAAUUGGACGCCUGCGUCGACUGGCUCAAUCAACGGGAACGACUGUUCACGUGGGAGACCGUGAUGGGCGAUGAGGCCGCACAUUGGGUGGAAGUGACAUCUGCAGACGGGGCCCCGGAGACUGAGAAAGGGCUGUCAGCCCUUGCGCAGGUCUCCCACGACCUCGUGGCCACCUGCGCUCUGCAGCAGGAGGAAAUCCUUCACCUGCAGCAGAUAGUGGACCAGAUGCUCGCACGGCUGCAGGCGUUGGAGAAACAGCCAGCUGUUGUAGCAGCCGCAGGGCCUUCCACCCUUACCACCCGUGUGCAAGUUUUGGAGGAUGACGUCAGCAACAUCAAGCGUGUGCAUCAGGACUUCCGGACGUCGCAUCAAGCAAGGAACUUGCAGUUGGAGACGCAGGUCCAGGCUGCUGCCACCGUGACGCCCGCCGCCGCAUCCUCCCGGCGCCCACCCAAGCUGGAUGACAUUCUCGUCUUUUGCGAUCAGUCCAAGACGGAACCGAUCCCCCACAGCGUAGCAGUGUCGGAACUGCACACCAAGCUCACUUGGCAGGAGUUGACCGACGCCUGGCACAAGCGAUUCCAAGUGGAGCCGCYCGACCUGMAAGCGAUGGACAAGCUCAACAAGCUCCAUCAGAACACGCUGCUCAGUCAGGACUGGAUUACCGAGUUCCAAAGACUCGCCUCCACACCUGACCUGCCGCUCGCAUUCCGCGCCAUCGAGCACUGGUUUAUCAUGCGCUCGUGUCCAGCUCUGCAAAACGCGCUGACGCAGAUUGCAAAGACACUCGAGACAUCUGACAAGCUUUUCAGCACAGCGUCACAGAUCAUUCUCACGAAUAUAGAAGCCCGCAACGCCGGCCGAUCUUCCGCGACGACGAGCGGCACCCAGCCCAAGCCAAAGGUGGCUUGCAUUACUUCUACCAAGGCUGCAACACCAAACGAGGGUGAAGUGUUGGCAGCUGCCCGGGAUGGUGGCCGGCCGCGCAACAACCACGGCCGCGACAAGACGAAGACUCAGUCCACCUCUACACCGAGCACCGGAUCAGCCGCCGACGAACCUUGGGCACAAUAAGGACUCUCGGCGAAUUCUUAUCGCAUGA